AUGUCAAAGGAUAAGAGCAUGGAGCCGAUGGUUCAGAACGGUGAAGGCGGAGCUGUGGAACUGAAGAAGGGGAAGAAGAGGAAGAGAGCUCAGCCAGCCAAGGACGGAUGGAGCGUUAAAAAGGGCGCUGGCCAACUGACCAAGUUUGAUGAUUCCGAGGAUGAUGUGCCCAAUGCUGUUCCAGAAGAGAAGAGCAAGGCAGAUGUAGUGAAGAAACAAGAGGCUAUCACAGAAUCGCCAGCUGGACAGGCAGAUGUGCCGCCCAAGCGCAGCAAAUCCGAAGUGCCCACCGAAACCACCGAAACCAAUCCAAAGCGCGAGCAGCAUUCUCGAGCGAGAAACAAGCAACCACAGCGGCUGCGAAACUCCCAAAAAACCCAGGACAUACCGCCUCACCUCCUCCAAAAGCGCGACGAGCUGCGCUCAGUCCGGAAAUCGCUGCCCAUUUGGCCACAAGCAGACUCCAUCCGCGCAGCACUCCAGAAAAACAACGUCCUCGUCCUGACGGGAGAAACGGGUUCUGGAAAAUCGACACAACUGCCACAGUUUCUGACCAACGAGUCCUGGUGUACCGGAUGCAUAGCAAUCACACAGCCGCGACGAGUGGCAGCAAUCUCCUUGGCUCGUCGUGUUGCGGAUGAGAUGGGCAGCUUGCUCGGCGACAAAGGGCCUGCAGCCAAGGUCGGCUACAGUGUUCGUUUCGACAAUGCUGUUGGCAAGCAUACCAAAGUCAAGUUUCUAACCGAGGGUAUGCUGCUUCAGGAGAUGCUUAGGGAUCCCAACAUGUCGCAGUACAGUGCGAUAGUGGUGGACGAGGUUCACGAAAGGAGUGUGAACGUGGACCUGAUUCUGGGGUUUCUAAGGAACCUGGUAGCUGAUAAGGAAUACAACAAGGCGAGGAAGCAUCCGCUCAAAGUCGUAGUCAUGAGUGCUACAGCAGAUGUGGAGAGCCUGGUCAAGUUCUUUGGGGACGGCCAAUCGUCAAAUUCCGAAAAGACUGUUGACAAGGCAAAGUCACCAGACACGACGAGCAAGGUUUCGACGUGCUACGUAGAGGGGCGCCAGUAUCCGGUCAAAACAAUAUACCUACCACAGCCGACUCAGGACUGGAUCGAAUCGGCUCUGAAACUGGUCUUCCAGAUACACUACAAGGAGCCGCUGCCGGGGGAUAUACUGGUGUUUUUAACGGGCCAGGAUACGAUUGAGGCGCUGGAAAAACUUAUUAAUGACUACGCCGAAGGCAUGGACGAGCAGGUUCCCAAGCUUCUUGCACUUCCACUCUUUGCUGCGCUGCCCCAACACGCCCAGCAGCGCAUCUUCCAGCCAGCGCCGCACCGAACACGCCGUGUCAUCCUCGCAACCAACAUUGCAGAAACGUCCGUCACAGUCCCUGGAAUCCGCUUCGUCAUCGACUGCGGCAAGUCAAAAAUCAAGCAGUUCCGCAACAAACUCGGUCUGGAGUCGUUGCUCGUAAAGCCCAUUUCCAAAUCUGCAGCUAUCCAACGCAAGGGUCGAGCGGGCCGUGAAGCACCCGGCCAGUGCUACCGCUUAUACACUGAAGAUGCGUACAAGACCAUGGAAGACCGCACUAUCCCCGAGAUCCUGCGCUGCGACCUCAGCCAAGCCAUUCUAACCAUGAAAGCGCGUGGCGUCGACGACGUCCUCAGCUUCCCCUUCCUCGACCGCCCCCCGCGCGAAGCACUCGAGAAAGCGCUCCUCCAGCUCCUGCAUCUCCAGGCGCUCAGCGAAACGGGUGAAAUCAGCGCCACGGGCCUCAAAAUCGCAAAGUUCCCCUUAACACCGCCACUCGGCCGCGUGCUCGUCGAAGCCGCCGCGCCCUCACGCGACUGCGUCCACGACGCCAUCGACAUUAUUUCCGCGCUGAGCGUCGAAAACGUUUUUCUCAAUCUCGUGACUGAGGAGCGCAAGGAAGAGGCCGAGGAGGUCCGGCGCGAGCUGUACCGCCGCGAGGGCGACCACUUGACGCUUCUGGUGACGGUGCAACGAUACGCUGCCGAGGACAAGGCGCAGCGCAAGGCCUGGUGCGAAAAACACUACGUGUCGUACCGAGCCAUGGACAGCGUAAUGAAGAUCAGAACACAGCUGCGCGAGCAGUGCAAGCAGCAGAAACUGCUGUCCAGCGAAGAUACUCAAUCGGACUCUGCGCCCUCGGAGGCAAAAAGCAACGCCAUCCUCGCGUGUAUCCUGCGCGGCUUCAUUGCAAACACGGCGCGACUGAUGCCCGAUGGCAGCUACAAGACGUUGCUGGGCAACCAGACGGUAGCGAUCCACCCGAGCUCCGUGCUGUUCGGCAAGAAGGUCGAGGCGAUUGUGUUCAAUGAGUUUGUGUUUACGGGCAAGGCGUGGGCGAGGGGCGUGAGCGCUGUGCAGUUGGAUUGGGUUUCGGAGGUCAUUGAUGGCAUCAUGUAG
This is a messenger RNA of Exserohilum turcica Et28A, 2430 nucleotides long. RefSeq lists its product as uncharacterized. The coding region runs from base 1 to 2430 and encodes 809 amino acids. Lineage: Eukaryota; Fungi; Ascomycota; Dothideomycetes; Pleosporales; Pleosporaceae. The record is from RefSeq and is a predicted model, not a curated record. Gene Ontology annotation, cellular component: catalytic step 2 spliceosome; intracellular anatomical structure. The transcript has a single exon. Gene Ontology annotation, molecular function: ATP binding; RNA binding.